AUGGGCUCAUAUACUAGUACAGAGGCUAUCGAAGAAAACCCCAUUGUACCUCUUGUUGCAGUUGUUGAUGUGCAAGAUUCCACUCCCGAAGAUGCCAAUCAGCCCACCGAAGAUGGAGAUAUCCCCAUUUCAGACCAGGGUGCUUCAUAUCAUGAGAUCAAGGACAGUACGAUACUCCAUUCCGAUGAGUCUCUUCAAGUCACUCCAGAAGAGCACACCGGAGUGACUUCCAAGUCUGAAGCAACUGCCGUCAGAAUUCUCAAGAUCAUCGAAAGCUAUGGAGUGAACUUUGAGAAAACCGGCGAGUCCUGGAAGGGACUGGACUCAUUUAUUCCCACUGUUUUGGAUCAAGUGGGGAAACAAGAGCCAGUCAGAAUGAUUCUACCAGCUUUUCCAUUUAAGUCUCCAAAUGCCCGAGACAAAGUUUUGGGAAAACUCCCUGAUCUAGGAGAGGAGCUGGCACUUUUCCAUCUGAACGGACUCUGUGAGAAUAUUGGCAGCAUCUAUGAGCCUGGUGCAAACGUCUACAUCAGCUCGGACGGACUUGUAUACAAUGAUAUUCUGGGCGUCCCUGAUGAGACAGUCUGGGAUUACGGAGAAGCCUUACGAAAGAUGGCAAUCGAAAAGGAACUCCACCAUGUCAAGUUCAUUCGACUUUUCGAGCUCCUUGAUCACCCCUGGAUUCCGCAAAGUAAUGAAGAAACAGCCAAAUAUUUCUAUCUAGCUCAUGCACAAUGUCUUCGAAGAGAACUCAUGUUCCGCUUCGGAGACCCGACCUUUGAUGCCGAUACUGCCAUCCGAACAGACAAUGACACCUGCCUAACAUAUCGGGGGUACAUCAAGUUCUUGACCAAGGACCUGGCCCACCAGGAAGACACCCAGUUUACUUCAAAACGUGCCAGAGCCGCUCACAUCGGCCGGACAGCGCGAAGUAUGAUUGUUCGGGGAAAGAUGUUUGCGGCUGCCAUCAAGACAAACCGCAGCGACUAUGUUCGACUGUCCAUCCAUGAAUCUGCUGGAGAAAAGAAACUGUCCAUCUCGUUGGUUCCCCAAAUUCGAGGAUCCUUGGGAUAUACCCCAUGGCACUCGUCUAUUGCUGUUCGUUUGGACGGAACAUAUCGCACCGUUCACGCAGAGGAUGUUCGAGAAACACAUGACUUGAUCUAUAAAAACGGUCGGCCAUAUCAUUUCCGCGAGCGAUCAGAACUGUUCGACUGGAUGGCAGAUGGUUUGUGUGUCAAGUUUGAACAUCUCUACCCUUGCGGCCUGAUCAUCCGGCCGGGAGAUAUUGACGAUGCCCGUCCACGCCCGUCAAUUCGAGAUUUGCCCAUGCAAAAAGUUCGACAUCUUUCGAACGGCUUAUCUCCCAUCGUUCUACGUGGGUUCGCAGAAACCCUCCAGGAAGACCUUUAUCUCGAUAAAGCCUCAGAAAUGGGCGUUGUCCUCCCAUGGAGUUUCGGUGUCAUCCAAAAGGUGCGCGACGCAGGACGCUCAGAUAAACUGGGCAACAACGUCACCUCCAACGAGGCAAUGCCGAUGCACUUCGACGGCAUGUUCAAGUUUGAAGAGCAACUCGACCCGGAAACCGGGGAGGUAAAGCGUGUCCAGAAACCUCCCGGUUACCAAUACUUUACCUGCCCGGCGACGGCGCCCAAGGGGAGCGGAUACACGCUUUUUGCCAGCUCCCGACUUGCUUUCCGAUACUUGCCUCUUCCGUGGACGGUGGAGAGGCUCCAGAAAGUUACCUGGGCCAUGGAAAAUGAUGGGUUCUGGGAUGCGAAGCUCAAGAAUUUGCCGUUGCUUGUGAUGCAUCCUGUUUCUGGCUUGCCGUGUCUGCGUUGGCAUCAACCGUGGGAUUUGACCAAGACCAAGUUCUCGACGUGUGAUGUAACCAUCGAGAAUGAUGACCAAAGUCUCAUGUCUGUCAUUGACAGCCUGACAUAUGACCACCGUGUCUGUCUUCGUUUCUCGUGGGAGAAGGGAGAUCUACUUGUCAAUGACAACACGGCCAUGCUUCAUACUCGAACGGGGUAUAAGACGGACUGUGAUCGCGAACUCUGGCGAAUUCAUUUUGAUUAG
Messenger RNA from Aspergillus wentii DTO 134E9, 2079 nucleotides. It is a transcript of the gene xanB, whose product is annotated as isocyanide synthase xanB. The transcript is spliced from 2 exons. The record is from RefSeq and is a predicted model, not a curated record. Lineage: Eukaryota; Fungi; Ascomycota; Eurotiomycetes; Eurotiales; Aspergillaceae. Gene Ontology annotation, molecular function: oxidoreductase activity. Bases 1 to 2079 code for a protein of 692 amino acids.